AUGAAUGCGGGAGGUUCAGAUGACAGCUUCGAGGAGCUGCACUUCGACAAGCGCGCCGCGGCCAACAAUAUCGCGGCCCUCGCAGAUGAGGCCCGGUUCCACUUCGCCCGGCUCGCCGACCGCCGCUUUGAAUUCGAGAGCAUUCCGGGGUAUGGCGCUUUCAGCGUCGCGUUUCGUAUCAUCCAUCGGCCUGCGGUCGGGCCUGCGAUAAGGCUGGCUGUCAAGCGCGCGCAGGGCGAGGAUACUCAGGGGCGCCCUCCAUAUCGCCGGGUACGUCGCAUCCAGCGGCGCCGGGCCGCUUGGCCUCCAACCUACGGCCGCGUCACGUCGUGGGGAACGCAGGAGCAGGAGAGGACGCCGGCAUAUCUGGAAGGCCUUGACGGGCCCGUUCUGGUGAUGGAGUACCUGGAAAAUCACGACCUGCAGAGGCUGUUCACUAGAGCAGUCAAGCUGGACGAGGAUGGUGUUGAUAACACGGCUUCACGGUAUGUAGUGGUACGAGCUUCCGUCGCGCUGGCGUAUCCGCCGAACGCGCCGAGCGGUGCACCUAAACAGCUGGAGACGAUAGAAAGGGGCAGGGAGCAGGAGCUAUGGAAUCAUGGCGACCUGCACAUGGGAAACGUUCUGGUCGGCGACACCGGCGACGGCUUCGGCGAGCAUGAUCUGAUACCACCCCUGAAGUUUAUCGACUUCGGCAACAUUCACGAGGUGCCUGUCGAGUACGGGAACUACAACCUCCGCGAUAGCGCAAAGGUUAUCUACACACUGAUAAAAGGCAAGAAAGGCACAGGCGACAAAGAACUAGACGACGAAGUCACCCACCAGGGAUUCAAGACCCGCGCCUCCAAAAUCGUGCCCGCGCCCGACGGCAGCAACACCAACAUCAACUACCCCACGCUGGACCCAGAGCUGCGCGACCUCGUCGCGCGCUGCUUCGUCAAAGAUCCCGUGGAGAUGCCCUCCCUGGAGGAGGUGCUGACAGCAGCCGAGCGGGGCGCCCAAAAGCCGGCAGCGUCGUAUAGGUACCUGGGCAACGAGGCGGCGGAGGGCGACGAGGCCAUCGGGAUGCUCAACAACAGCAAUGGCCCGGGCAUGCUGACGGCGGAGAACUUGGCGUCGCUGCCCUCGCCCGUGGAGGUCGUGAGCUCGUGGCAGGCGCAGGCGGGCUCGGGGGUGGGGAGCCCGCCGAGUGCGCAGAGUGGUGUGCAGAGUGGUGUGACGAGCGACGCAGUUCUGCCGUCGCCGGUUAGUCAGGGGACGCCGAGGUAUCCGAACACGGUCGCGGGGGAUAUAGCUCAGGCUAUAGCUACAGCCAUGCCCACGCCUCCGGCUACUGGUGUCAAGACAGGCACUAAGCGCCCCGAGAAGCGAAGCUGGAAAUUCUUCGGAGACGCGGAGGCGGAGGACUAA
Molecule: messenger RNA, 1410 nt
Organism: Anthostomella pinea
Lineage: Eukaryota; Fungi; Ascomycota; Sordariomycetes; Xylariales; Xylariaceae
Source: the annotation of a GenBank genome assembly